AUGGCUACCGUAGAUGCUAAUAUGGUGGAAGCACUCAGGAACGCAGUACGCGAUUGCGGUGAGAGAGGUCUGAGAGCUGCUUCGAAAUGGGCGGCAGAACAACUUCUGUCUAUCCCAAAGCCAAAACGCCAGCCGUCGGCUAUAACGCUGCCAAGCGCUGUGCAGACGUCAACUUCCGCUCCCGCACCCUCUAGCACCACGCAGCCUCGCCAUCCUCACGCACCUCACCUGUACUCCUUGCCUGAGGAUGUCCGGCGGAAAGAGUUACAGUGGGAGGCGGAAGACGCCGAUUACAUCGCUGCGGCGCGCACCUUUUUUGAUUGCAAUGAUUAUGCGCGGGCUGCCAGCGAGAAGCAAGCGUUGCGAGAGUGGUAUAAACUCGACAUCCCCGUUAAUACCUCGCUGCGAGACCUAAUGCUCCAGGUGGAGAAUGCGACGGACCCGUUUCUUCUAUUCCUGAAAGCGUUGUUCCUGCAGCGAUUACACCAACGCGACCGGGCGAUCGAGAGCGCGCUUCUGUCGAUAGCAGGGUACCCGUGGAACUGGUCUGCAUGGAUGGUCCUGGGUGAAUGUCUGAACGAUGGAGAAGAGACACUCAAUACCUUGCAUAGUCCCACGGAGAAUGAACUAGGCCUUUGCGAUCGACUGCUCAGCGAAGAACUAUUCCCUCAAAGUUCUUGGAUCAUGGCUCUUCGCGCUAGUGUGUUGUACCAUAUGCACGAUUUUAAAGAGGCCGCUAUGCAAUUCACGAAGAUCCUCACGAUUGAUCCGUAUAGAAUCGAUGAUAUUGAUAUUUAUUCCAACAUAUUAUACGUGACUGAGGACCAUUUGACACUAACGAAGAUUGCGCAUGAGUUCACAAUGAUCGAUAAGGACCGACCAGAGGUUUGCUGUCUCAUUGGGAAUUAUUAUUCAUUACGGAGCGAACAUGCGAAAGCAAUCAAGUACUUCAGACGUGCAACCCAAUUGGACCGGACUUAUUUGUCAGCUUGGACGCUGAUGGGUCAUGAGUACGUAGAGAUGAAGAACUCUCAUGCAGCAAUCGAAGCGUAUCGAAAAGCUGUCGACGUAAACCGUAAGGAUUACAGAGCAUGGUACGGUCUCGGUCAGGCCUAUGAGCUCUUGAGUAUGCAUCAAUAUGCCCUGCACUACUAUCAACACGCGACGGCAUUACGCCCCUAUGAUGUCCGCAUAUGGCAGGCACAGGGCAUUUGCUACGAAGAAAUGGCUCGGCCACGGGAAGCUAUCCAAUGCCUCAAGCGCGCCCUGAUUGGUGCGGACCCUUUGGAAACGAUUAUCCAUCUAAAGCUAGCCAAACUAUACAAUGACCUGGACGAGUUUGCCGAGGCUGCUGCCUAUCAUAGGCAUGUUGUAGAAGUUUGCCGCGCUGCGAACAAACCAGUGGCUGAAUUCGCCAAGUCCGGCGUCUAUGUCGCGCGCUACCACGUCCUGCACGGCGGCAAUGACAUUGGCUUGGCAAAAGAGUACCUCGAGAUCGUCGCUUCCAGUAACGCGGAGGAGCCCUUUUCGCAGUCGGACAGUAAACCUCGCAUCUCCGUCCCUCUCGAUGCCAGCGGUUCCACGUAUGGCUCGCCUGCACCCGAGCCUCUGACGCCGGCUGUGGCCUCGACGUCGACUUUCGAUGUGGACCUGAUAACUGUCGAUGGCGAGCCUGAUGAUGGCCGACCUGCGACAGGGUCAAGCGCGAGAGUGAAGCUUGAGCCUGAUGUGGAGGCUAUCAGCAGACAGUCUUACGAUACAUACGCACGUAAUGACAAGGGGACGUUGGUUUGCUCGUGCAGAGUUGCAUCCAGCCUGGCUGCAGACCAAAUGGCUGUGCUAUAUCCCGACGUUGAUGCCCCAUUCAGCGAUGCUGCUGAUGCUGUGAGACGACUGCUACCCUACCACGUCUUUCAUCAUCCAAAGGAGGAUUUAGAAGCUUUCAUGAAACGGCCUAUAUUCACCCCUCAGAAGGGGAAACGUAAGGCAACGGAAGAGGACUUGUUGAGGGAAGAGAUAGCAGAAACCAAGUUCGCGCUGGACUGUUGGCGACGACGAAAGGCACUAGAAAGACGAUUUAAACGCGCAUGUAUCAGAUCUGGAACGCGGGCUUCCCCCGAUGAUCAAGCACACUUCCUAGCGCAAGCUAUAUUAGAAACCGAGCGCGAGGAGACGAUAAACGUCAAUGCCGAGUUGCGUCAGGCUCGGGCCCAGCUGGAAAAGCUGCAGCGCGAGAAACGGGCGGCGGAGGCACCUGUGCCUCAACCACGGCCACCGGCUUCUUAUUAUGCUGCGCCGUCAACACCGACCUCGGCGUAUGCCUCGCAGUAUCGCGGGUAUGCAUAUCCAUAUGCACAUGCGUAUGGAGCUGGGCAAUACACUUUAAGUCCGGCCUUCCCGACUACGCACGCAGCAUAUACAAGUACUCCUUCCAGCACUGGCGCAUAUACUGGCAUGUCGCCCUACCCUUCUACUCCGACACCGACUGCCUCAUAUGCUGCGUCUUCCACGACGUAUCAAACGGCCACGCCUGUUGCCACAUCGAACGCACCGGCGGCCACCGCCGUUACUCCUGCCCAGCACACGCCAAGUAGACCCCCCACCUCAGCCAUCCCAGUGCAGUUGCCAGUGACUUCGCUCCCCGCACUGACUGCGAUAGGUUUGCAGCCGGUACCUGUGUCGUCCUUACCUGCUGAAGGGCAGCAACGGCCAGCUGCGGUACUGAAGUCGCAAACGGGUGCCACAAUGAACUUGGAGAUCAACGUCGGGUCGCUGCAACCCGCACAAAUGAGCGGACUCGCGCUCAUACUGAACGCGCUGACGUCAAGAGGUGUGAAUGUAGAUGGGACUACCACAGCCGCACCAAUUGGUGGCACCGGUGGGAGUGGGACGCCCUCGACAAGCGCACCAGCCUCGACAGUCUCGUCAGGGACGAGAUGA
This is a messenger RNA of Laetiporus sulphureus 93-53, 2940 nucleotides long. Its product is annotated as TPR-like protein. NCBI's taxonomy places the organism in Eukaryota, Fungi, Basidiomycota, Agaricomycetes, Polyporales, Laetiporaceae. The transcript has 17 exons. Gene Ontology annotation, biological process: cell division. Gene Ontology annotation, molecular function: protein binding. The coding region runs from base 1 to 2940 and encodes 979 amino acids. The record is from RefSeq and is a predicted model, not a curated record. Gene Ontology annotation, cellular component: anaphase-promoting complex.